AUUUCAUCUCUCAUUCCUAAACUUAAAAUUUUUUUUUUUUUAUCACUAAAAUUUUUAAAGAUCUCUCUUCAAUAGUUUUUAUAAUUCUGAGCGUUCACGAGUCACAAUCUGCGUCUCUACCCAAAAUUCCAAAAUCAAAUCCUAGCCUUGUACUAUAUUCCAGUCACGACAGUUCGCGCGCUAUAUAUACUCUCAGCCACUUCAAACCUCUGUUUCGUUCUGCAGAGAAACAGAGAGAGAGACGGUGGAAAUGGAGGCAGGGAUGAAGAUAGAGAUUGAAGAAUCCAUGGAGUUCGAGAACCAACUUCACAAGCGAUUCAAGCACGACCCAUCUCUACAGGCAACAAUGGAGUCCGUCACAGAGGCUGCAAAGGAGCCUGUCACAGAGCCUGCAAUGGAGACCGUCAUAGAGCCUGUUAUGGAUUCAGCAAUGGAGUCCGUCACAAAACCACCAGAGACCAUUUGGAAGUCCAUACGUGACCGGGUAUUACGAUCAUCAGAUUUACCACUUACUUCAGAGAAAGGGUAUGACGAGAAAUAUAUCUUUUAUCCUUACUGGACCAACAGUGACCGUCUUCUAAUAAAAAUUAGUCAGACUGGACUUGAUCUAAAUGAGGUUGAUAGGGAGUUUGCUAAACUGGUGCCACCACCACCACCAGAGGAGAAAACCAACCUUGUUCUUGUGAUUUGCUAUUUUGACAACCACCCGGUCUUUAUAAUGCUGGGAAAAGUUAUGCUUGUGAUGAUGAUGAUAAUUUGAUUGAUGAUGACCCUGAUGAGGCUGGUGACCCUGAUGAGGCUGAGGUUGAUGACCCUGAUAAGGCUGAGGUUGAUGAGGAUGAGGAUGAGGAUGAGGUUGAGGUUGAGGUUGAGGUCGAGGAUGAGGAUGAUGGUGAUGAUUUUCUAUAUUUAGUUAAAUCUAAUAGGGAUCCUUUUGAUAGAGAAGAUAAUAGUGGUGACAGAUUUGGGUUCCGCCACAAUUAUGAGAGAACUUUAGCAGCGCGUGUCAGAAGAGCGAUGCCGAAGCGAACAGAGUGUAGGUAUGUUUUUGGAUUCGAUUAGCAGAACAAGGGUGGAGGGCUCUUUUGAAGGGUAAAUUGCUAGGUUUACGACGGAUGGAUCAUUGUCUUAGCUAACAGCAGGAGUUUGGAGAUUUUAUGUAUUGAUGAUAGGAGGAAACCACUAUGGCAGGAAAAACCAAUGGUAACAAUGCAGAUCUUUAAUAUAUGUCCCUAAAUUUGCUUUCUUUCAUGUUUUGGACUGGGCAUCUUUAGCCUCAAAAUUUCUGGGAAUACCUUCUCCUGUUUGAACUAUGGUCCUUGUUAUGUUAUAACUACUUUUUAAGUACUACUUACUAGUUUGGUAAGUGAUAUUAUUCAUCUCAUUGCAAGUA
Molecule: messenger RNA, 1393 nt
Organism: Quercus robur (English oak)
Lineage: Eukaryota; Viridiplantae; Streptophyta; Magnoliopsida; Fagales; Fagaceae
Exons: 5
Coding region: 251-760 (169 amino acids)
Source: RefSeq, a predicted model, not a curated record